This is a messenger RNA of Drosophila innubila, 3256 nucleotides long. It is a transcript of the gene SMC5, whose product is annotated as structural maintenance of chromosomes protein 5. Gene Ontology annotation, biological process: double-strand break repair via homologous recombination. The coding region runs from base 115 to 3216 and encodes 1033 amino acids. The transcript has 17 exons. Gene Ontology annotation, cellular component: Smc5-Smc6 complex. The record is from RefSeq and is a predicted model, not a curated record. Gene Ontology annotation, molecular function: ATP hydrolysis activity; ATP binding. NCBI's taxonomy places the organism in Eukaryota, Metazoa, Arthropoda, Insecta, Diptera, Drosophilidae.
AUUUCUUCGAAACUGUGUAAAUUAAAUUCGCUCAAACAGGAAAAUAAGCCGCGGAUUUAAACAGUCAUAAAAAGAUACUAAUACCUUUUGUAUCUCGAAAAAGGUUGCAUAAAUAUGUCGAGAUUAUUAACUCCACCGCAUAUGGUCGGACGAAUCCAUUCAGUCUAUUGCAAAGAUUUUGUGUCAUAUAACGAAAUUACGUUUUACCCGAAAGAAUACCUAAAUGUCUUAACGGGACCAAAUGGAACCGGAAAGUCGACAAUUGUAUCUGCAAUCAUAUUGGGCUUGGGAGGCGACCCACAGCUGUUGGAUCGCUCCUCUAGCAUUUCUGAUUACAUCAAAAGCAAUAAGAACUCUGCUACAAUCACAAUUACUAUUUAUGGACGCGAAAAUGACUGCAAAGAAGCUUUUAAGCGCAUAAUAAACAACACUGGAGAAUCUCGCUUUUUUGUGAAUUCUAAGGAUAUGUCCAAGACAAAAUUUCUGAAAAUUAUUGCUUCUUAUAAUAUUCAAGUCAGUAAUUUGUGCCAGUUUUUACCACAGGAUCGUGUACAGGAUUUUUCAAAAAUGAAUCCACAAGAACUGUUAGUCAAUACAAUGUCUUCUGUGUGUGACCAAGAGUUAAUACAGAACUUCAACGAUCUAAAAGAAAUGCGAGUAAAAUUACUAAGGGCUAAUGCUGACCGCACAGAAGAAAAGAAUAGCCUUCAGAAAGAACAAAAACGCCUGGAACAACUUCAGGUUACAGUGGAUCAAUAUCAAGAACGUCAGGAAAUAUUACAAAAGCUGAACAUCUAUAGGGCGAGUAAAUUAUGGACUGAAGUUACUGUGGGAAAAACAAAGAUCACGCAUUUUAAAGAUCAGUUGGAUAAAGCUGAAGUAAAUUGCAAAACUCAUAAAAAAAUGUAUGAGUUGCAAAAGCGAGCACAGCAACAAAUUUCACAAAAAACUUCUGAUCUUAGAAAUAAGACUCUGGAGCAAGUCCAGCUAAUAACCCAAACUAAUUCAACUAAAAGAGGAUUGGAGUCGCAGUUGGAAAACAUUAAACAUAAUAUUAACGAGAGUAAAUGCGAUUUGGAGAGAAAUGUGCAGCAGGCAACUAAAAGUAAAAAUGAAGUGAAUCAAAUAAUGCAGUUAGUGGAAACUAAAAAGCAUGAGUUGCAUGAAUUUAAUAAGCACAAGUUAGAUAUUUUAAAGGAUUUGGACGGGCAUAAGAACAAAAUAAACAAGACUCGUGAGACGACGAUGAGUCAGUACAAUAAGCGCAGAGAACUUGAAACAAUGCUUAACGAUGAGAAAAUUCCUGAAAUCACUGCUCUCUGUCAUAAGAUUGAAAGAUUGCAAAAUGUCAAAACACAAAAAAUCGAACAAUUACGAAACCAAAAUCCCAACUUGGUCAGAGCUAUGAGUUGGGUGGCUGAAAAUAAGCAUAAAUAUAGGAGUAAUAUUUAUGACCCCAUGAUAUUUGAACUGAGCAUAAAAAGUGAGGAAGGAGCUAUGUAUUUAGAAAACGUUGUCAGGCAGCGCGACUUGUACGCUUUCGCAUGCGAGGACAAAAAUGAUAUGUCUGAACUCAUUAACGAAUUAUGUGUGAAGCAAAGACUAUCUGUUAAUGUUCUGUAUUGUGCACCAGCAGACAGAUGCUUGUAUACUUCUGUUGUGCCAAUUUCAGAAAUCACAUCUAUGGGAUUCAGUUCGUAUCUUGUGGAUCUGGUCUCCGGGCCGAUUCCAAUAAUAAACAAACUUUGUGGAACCUACCAAAUUCAUAAUAUUCCUAUUGGCAAAGAUGAGGUUGGUAAUUAUACUUCAAACAUUCCAAAAUCAAUUCGGUUAUUUUUUGGAGGCACUAAAAAGUUUUUAGUGACGACAUCUCGAUAUCGUUCUGAUUUCAUACUAACCGAAAGCACGAUUCGAAGAAAGUUUCAACUCAUUAGUCUUGACUCAAAACAGUUAAAAUCACUUAAAGAUCGACAUGCCAAAUCUGUGUAUGAAAAGGAUCAAAUUAGAAACAAUUUAGUUGAGGUCGAUAAUGAAUUUGAUCGUUUGCAAAUAGUCCUUCGGGAAGAAGGAGAGAAAAAAAGAAAAAUUGAACAAAAACUGGCACAUUAUGGAAAUCUGGAGAGCGAAGUAAGAAAGCUACUUGAAAAAGUAGACACCAUUAACAAGUCGUUCUCAUCGUUGAAUACCUUACAAGAAACUUUUCAAAAACGUGUUCUGUCAGAUCUCAAGAAAAUAUUUGACAUUGAAUGUCAGUUAAUAAAAAUUCUAGAGUCUACAGAUAAAUUGCUAACAAAUAAGAAGUUAAACCAAGUAAAGGAGCAUGUCCAUAAACAGCAACAUGAGUCUCAAAUAAAUACUCUUGCUGAGUGUGAAGAACAAUUUAAAAACUCUACUGACAUUGUCGAGAAAUUGGAGAAAUCUAUGAAAUUGCAAGUACAAGAUAUUCAAACAAAAACUUCAGAAGUUCAACGUCUGUGUAACGGCCAACUUCCUGGCAAUACGGAUUUUUCAUUCAAAUCUGAAUUUGACGAAUUAUCAAGGUUGAACUUGGAACAAAUACGUGAAGCCAUAGUCGAGUUUCAAGCAAGAUUGGAGUGCAUGAAAGAUGUGAACUCAGAGGCAAUCACCGAUUUUCAUCAACGUCAAGAGCAGGUUGAAGAGUUGAAGAAAUUGAUCGAACAUAAAGCCAAGCAAGAGAAAAACGUUGAAUCCGAGAUAUCAAGCUUAUUUAACAAUUGGGAACCAAGACUAACAAACCUAAUUGAAACAAUAAGCACAAAGUUCGGCGAUUUUAUGGAAUCUAUAUCAUAUAUAGGAGAAGUGGUCCUGUCAAGAAAAGAUAUACAUGAUUUUAACUCUUAUGGCAUUCAAAUAAUGGUUCAGUACAGAAAGGAUGCCAAAUUACAAACUCUUGACAAGUAUAUACAAUCCGGUGGAGAACGUGCCGUCGCCAUUGCCAUAUAUUCAUUGUCUUUGCAGCACGUUACAAAUGUACCAUUCAGAUGCGUUGAUGAAAUUAAUCAAGGAAUGGAUGCUACAAACGAACGCAACAUUUUUGAGCUGCUAUUAAAGGAAGCUACUAAAGAGGGUUCUGCACAAUAUCUAUUUGUGACACCUAAGUUGCUUCGUGAUUUGAACUACAAUAAGCAUUUGUGUGUUUCGGUGGUACAUAACUCUGGGUCUAUGAAAUCUGAUGCGAAAUUCCCACUUUGCUAAAUAUUUAAAGAUUAAGUCCUAACUUUAUGUAAAACAAAAA